Molecule: messenger RNA, 3298 nt
Organism: Pimephales promelas (fathead minnow)
Lineage: Eukaryota; Metazoa; Chordata; Actinopteri; Cypriniformes; Leuciscidae
Gene: prss12
Product: serine protease 12
Biological process (GO): proteolysis
Cellular component (GO): membrane
Molecular function (GO): serine-type endopeptidase activity
Source: RefSeq, a predicted model, not a curated record
CCUGAACGCUUGAACAGAAUAUUUCACACCGGAGCCUCGGAGAAAACACAGUGAUGACCACACCAGACCAGACACUUUUAAUAAGUUAACAACUGAACGUGGCAGACUCGUUCAGAUUCUGGGAGGAUCGGUUCUGCGCGCGUACAUUCGCGGACCAUCUAAGCAUGUGCUGUUCUGACUAUUUUGUUGAGGAAUUUUAACACUUAAUUUGUCUUAAAAGCGUACUAUGUUUGCUAUUUUGCACCUUCACGCUCUUUAAUGAACGGCAUAAUUAUUUUUUUUAUUUUUUUUAAAUGUACCACAAAUCUCUGACUCAAUCAUCAAUAUGCAUGAGUCAUUAAGCCCCGGGCUUCCCCGCGCGGUUUCUCCUUUAUUGAUCAGCGUCUGAGACUCUGGUUCUCCGAUAACAGCCAUAAUAAGACAAGAUGAGACAACUCGAGGAGCAUGUCUCCAUAUAGACUGGAGGAGGACCUGUUAUUGUUAUGGUGACAGCGGGAGACAGGUUGAUCGUGAUGGAUGUGAGAUGUCGGUUCCUCUUCACCCUCGGCACGCUGCUGCUCAUCGCCUUCAGUCACGGGUCUCCGUUCACAGACUGUAUUCAAAGCAAAGGGAAAGCGGGCUUUUACGUGGGAUCUAUAGACGCCACCGAAUCAGGCGUGAAAUGCAUGAACUGGAACGACGUGCCCGGUGUUAAAGAGCGAUAUCCGGGGAAAGGUCUUGGAGAUCACAGUUUCUGUCGGAACCCGGACGGAAGAAUUCGGCCCUGGUGUUUCUUCCCAAACAGCCGAGGACGCAUUGACUGGGGGUACUGCGAUUGCAAACAAGGCUCUUUGCGACUGCAGGGAGGCAGAUCCAAGUUGGAUGGUACAGUAGAAGUGUAUUUGAAUGGUGUGUGGGGAACCAUCUGCAGUAAUGACUGGGAUGAUCGAGAUGCCGCUGUGGUGUGUCGACAGCUGGGACAGGGUUACAGGGCACGUGCACGUGUGAGUCCUCUGUCACGUGUGGUGGUGUCUGUAGUUCACUGGCAGACUGUGGGCUGUGAGGGACAGGAAAAGGACUUACUGCAGUGCAAUCGCACCGUAUGGAACGGGGGAGAGUGUGUUAACCGCCAGGCGGCUGCCGUCUCUUGCACACCAGUGGAGGCUUCAGUGUUUGUCCCGGUACGUCUCUCUGGUGGUCCAUCAGCGUAUGAGGGCAGAGUAGAGGUGCAUCAUGCAGGACAGUGGGGCACAGUGUGUGAUGACCAGUGGGACGAUAAUGACGCUGAGGUGGUCUGCAGACAGCUGGGGUUGGGUGGCAUCGCUAAGGCUUGGGUGGGAGCAUAUUUCGGUGCAGGCUCAGGGCGUGUAUGGUUGGACGAGGUGAGCUGCACAGGAAAUGAGAUUUCCAUAGAACAGUGUCCAAAAAACGCCUGGGGGGAGCACAACUGUGACCACACAGAGGAUGCUGGAGUUUCUUGUAUCCCACUUACAGAUGGUGCAGUGCGUCUGGUGGGUGGUGUGAAGGGUUAUGAAGGGAGACUGGAGGUUCAUUACAGUGGUCAGUGGGGGACCGUGUGUGAUGAUGGCUGGACACAGACUAACACGCAGGUCGUCUGCAGGCAGCUGGGCUUCAGGUCAGGGGAGAGUGUGUCACCAGGGCGGUUCGGGAUGGCGGCAGGUCCUAUUCUCCUGGAUGAUGUCAGAUGCACAGGAAAAGAGCCCAGCGUCACACAGUGCAUCCGGAGGGGUUGGCUCAAACACGACUGUACUCACAACCAAGACGUAGCCAUUGUGUGCAACUCCCAACGCUCCAGACAUGGAGUGCCCAUUAGUCUACCUGUGAGACUGGUUGGUGGAGAAAAUGAGAGAGAGGGGCGUGUCGAGAUCCUGGUGGGUGGCCAGUGGGGGACAGUUUGUGACGACGGAUGGACGGAUCGUGAUGCAGAGGUGGUGUGCAGACAGCUAGGUUACAGUGGGCUGGCUAAAGCUCGUGUAAUGGCGUAUUUCGGUGAAGGCGAGGGGCCUAUUCACAUUGACAACGUAAAGUGUACGGGAGGAGAAAAUUCUCUGACUGACUGUAUCAAACAGCAGUUUGGGACACACAACUGUCGCCAUAGCGAAGAUGCCGGUGUUAUUUGUGACUAUGGGUUACAGAAGGAUUCUGCUGGGGUCAAAGAGGCAGUGAGCUCCAUGUGUGGUCUAAGACCCUCUCAUACCCGUCAGAAGAGAAUAAUAGGAGGGGAAAACUCUAUACGUGGGGGCUGGCCAUGGCAGGCAGCUGUGCGUAUGCGGGGGUCUCAGGCAGAUGGAAGGUUGGUAUGUGGAGCCACUUUGAUAAAUAGCUGCUGGAUCCUCACCUCGGCUCACUGUUUUAAAAGAUACGGUAAUAACACUGGGCUGUAUAAAGUUCGUGUGGGUGAUUACCACUCUCUGGUUCCUGAAGAGUACGAGGAAGAAUACGCCGUGGAGAAGAUCAUCCUUCACCCACGCUACCAUGCUGACAGUAAUGACUACGACCUGGCACUGGUGCGUGUGUCUGGCCACAGAGCUCACAGGGGUGUCACGGGCGAGUGCAUCAUACUGAACCGUUUCGUUCUGCCCGCGUGCCUGCCAGUGCGGAGGGAAAAAGUGCCAAAGGACAUCGGCAACUGCUACAUCACAGGCUGGGGAGACACAGGCCGUGCAUAUUCAAAAACUCUUCAGCAGGCCUCGAUCUCUGUUCUGAGCAAGCGUCAGUGUGAGCAGCGCUAUUCGGACCAGUUUACCAAUCGCAUGCUGUGUGCCGGAUCCUCUCAAGACGACCGUCGCGUGGACAGUUGUCGUGGAGAUAGCGGAGGUCCGUUGGUGUGUGAGAGGCCGAAUGGAAGUUGGGUCGUGUAUGGGGUCACAUCAUGGGGUCACGCUUGUCGGCUGCAAGACGCACCCGGCGUCUACACCAAAGUCUCCGCCUUCGUGCCCUGGAUUAAGAAGGUCACUGGCCAGUAGGACCCAAUGGACAUUUCAAUCAACUGAUAACAGACGUUCUGACUAUGCGGGCAGAAAAAUUAAGCACAAUUUUAGAUAUUAGUUGAAAACAAUUUUAUAACUUGAAGCUGUUAUAACUAGCUGAAAUUAAGUCCAGUAUUCCAAAUAAGUCUUAAAUGUAAAUUACUUAGUGCCUGGCAUCAGUAUAGUCAUAACAAAACUUGAACUUUGCUCUGAAAUUACUGUACACUCCCAAAAAAAACAAAACAUUUUCUUAAUUAGUAUUGCUGUCCAGUAAAAAUAUCUAAACAUCCUGAAUGGAUUUAGAGAAACAAUUUAUCAAUACGUUUUUA